CACCGCGCUCCGUUUGUCGUCACCAAAUCCCUUCCGUCUCCUCAACUCUCUGCGCUCUGUGUAGUCCACGGCUCUGGUGGCCAUGGUGGGUUCCACUGAACGAAGAGACAGAAAAUGCUGGACUCUGUCUUGAUCGACACAGUGGAGCAAAGGCAAAGGGAAAGAAACAAAUGGAUUCCCUGUCAUUUUGUCGUGCCUCCCAUCUCUCUCUCUCUCUCUCUCUCUUUUUACCAUUCUCGUCCCCUCUCCUUUACGUGCUGUGCUGUGGGUCACACGGGUAGGUACGAGAUUUGACAAGAUUGAUGGUAGGGAUCCUUUGAGAACAGGGUCCUGCUCCCGCACCAGGUUGGUAAUCCCUUUCUUCACCUCCGCCACUGCCUUCUACUUAUACUCUCUCUUCACCUCCCUCCCUUGCUCUCUCUCUCUCUCUCUACACCAAGUGUCAUGUUUCAAUAUGUAUCUGCCCUUGAGCUGUCUUGCUUGGGUUUGAACAGCAGGACACACUCCGCACCGAAGCUCGGACGGAGGGCGCCGCACUGUUGAUUGCAGAUCGGUAUGAGGUGUCUUGUAAGAUGGAGACUGGCUUCUGCCGAUGAAGGAGAGGCAGCGGUGGAGGUCUGAGGAGGACGCCGUCUUGUGUGCGUACGUGAAGCAGUAUGGGCCGCGGGAGUGGCACCUGGUGUCCCAGCGCAUGAACGUGCCCCUGCUCAGGGACGCCAAAUCUUGCUUGGAGAGGUGGAAGAAUUACCUCAGGCCGGGAGUUAAGAAGGGGCCGCUCACCGAGGAGGAGCAGCGCCUCGUGAUCGGGCUACAGGCCAAGUACGGCAACAAGUGGAAGAAGAUCGCCGCUGAGGUCCCAGGCCGCACCGCCAAAAGGCUCGGCAAGUGGUGGGAGGUCUUCAAGGAGAAGCAGCAGAGGGUGGUGCAGCGAGAGAUUAGCAAGUCCGUGGUAAGCUCCACCGAUCCGGGUAAGUACGACCGCAUCCUCGAGAGCUUCGCGGAAAAGCUAGUGAAAGAGCAGCUGAUGGCUGCGCCAUUACUUCCCCCAUGGCUUUCUUCCAACACCAACGGCGCCCACCGACCGCCGCCAUCUCCCUCCGUGGCUCUUACUCUCUCGCCUUCCGCUGCGCCCCCUGCCCGCAUGCCCUGGACGCAAGCAGAGCGAGCCGUGGAGAACGGUACGGGUUUUGUACCUGGGUUCGCCGUGGUGGAUGGCCGCGUCGUUGCCGACCUGGUCGAGUGCUGCAAAGAACUGGAGGAAGGGCAUCGGGCGUGGGCGGCGCACAAGAAAGAAGCGGCCUGGAGGCUGAAGAGGGUCGAGCUGCAGCUGGAGGCGGAGAAAGCCUGCAAGAGGAGGGAGAUGAUGGAGGAGAUCGAGGCCAAGAUCAGGGCGCUCAGGGAGGAGCAGCAGGCGGCGCUAGAAGGAAUCGAAGCGGAGUACAGGGAGCAGAUUGCCGGACUGAGGAGGGAGGCGGAAGCGAAGGAGCACAAGUUGACAGAGCAAUGGGCGACGAAGCAUAUAAGCCUGAGCAAGUUUCUGGAGCAGUUCGGGUGUCGCCGGUGGCCGUCGGUGGAGAUGAACGAGCGCUGAGGGCAGUAGGGGUUGGGGCUGCUCUGUUUCUGCAUCAUUGUCGCUGCGUUACCAUCCAACGUCUGUAGCUUUUUUCCUCAGAUUUCCUUGUUCUUGAAUCGUAGCAGUCAGUGAAUCGUGUAGAGUCACUCUGUUUGAUGUCUAUUAUAAUUUUCAUUUAUCGAGCAUCUGAACACUUAGACA
Musa acuminata AAA Group (dessert banana) is the source of this 1774-nucleotide messenger RNA. Its product is annotated as protein rough sheath 2 homolog. Lineage: Eukaryota; Viridiplantae; Streptophyta; Magnoliopsida; Zingiberales; Musaceae. The record is from RefSeq and is a predicted model, not a curated record. The transcript is spliced from 2 exons. The coding region runs from base 593 to 1591 and encodes 332 amino acids.